Molecule: messenger RNA, 2693 nt
Organism: Gossypium raimondii (Peruvian cotton)
Lineage: Eukaryota; Viridiplantae; Streptophyta; Magnoliopsida; Malvales; Malvaceae
Product: protein tesmin/TSO1-like CXC 5
Exons: 8
Coding region: 408-2273 (621 amino acids)
Biological process (GO): regulation of DNA-templated transcription
Cellular component (GO): nucleus
Source: RefSeq, a predicted model, not a curated record
AAACUUAGCAAGAGAGAGGGAGGAGAGAAACCCAAAGGAAAAAGAGAAGAAGAAACAGCAAAAAAAAAAUCCUUUCAUACUUUGGUUUUUUUUUUUUUGAAAAAUCAGUGCUUUAAAAACCCUAACUUUAAUAAUUCUACUUGUAGUGUGUUGUUUAGUUUCUGCAUCUCUCUAUGCAUCGAUCGGAUACUAAAUCUUCUACAUUUUUUGGUACUUAUUGGUGGAAAUCUCGAACUUGUGGUGAAGUCGAGGGUUAUUUUAGUAAUUUGAGGGUUCUAAGAUUGUAGAUUGGGAUUUGAACCUAAAAGUGUGUGAAUUUGAGUUGAUUUUAAGGUAAUUUGUGAGAUCAUUUAUUUAUUUGGUGGAAUUUUUGAGUUGUGGCUGUGUGGUGAAUUUUUUGAAAUUGGAUGGGGAAAGAAGAAGGAGGAGGUGAAAUCCCGCCAAAAAUGGUGCAGUCUGAUACGGCGGAUUUUCCUUCUAAGAAGCUAGCGAGGCAGCUCGAUUUCACGGCCGGUUUUGGCGGGGUUUCUUCUGGAAGUGUUAAUUUGCCGGAGCACCCGCAAUCUACACAAAGGAUAGGUGUGGCUUCGCCUUCGGCUGCAGUUACUGUGCAACAGCAACAGAUAAAGCCGCCGACGGUGGUGGCGGCGGCUGUCCCUGUUGUCGCCGCGCAACAUCCUCCUCUUACUACUGCUUCGACCAGAGUUGUAAAACCGGAAUCCCCCAAAGCUAAACCAAGACCAAAUGAACUAAAAGAUGGCACUCCAAAGAAGCAGAAGCAAUGUAAUUGUAAACAUUCUCGGUGUCUGAAACUGUACUGUGAGUGCUUUGCAUCUGGCACAUAUUGUGAUGGGUGCAACUGUGUUAAUUGUUAUAACAAUGUUGAUAAUGAAGCUGCUAGACGAGAUGCUAUUGAAGCGACUUUGGAGCGUAAUCCAAAUGCAUUCAGACCAAAAAUUGCUAGCAGCCCACAUGGUGCACGGGAUAGCAGGGAAGAGGCUGGGGAAGUUUUAAUGUUGGCAAAGCACAACAAAGGAUGCCAUUGUAAGAAAUCUGGGUGCCUUAAAAAGUACUGUGAGUGUUUCCAAGCUAACAUUCUUUGCUCCGAAAACUGCAAAUGCAUGGACUGCAAAAAUUUUGAAGGAAGUGAAGAGAGACAGGCUCUAUUUCACGGUGACCAUGCCAACAAUAUGGCAUAUAUUCAACAGGCAGCAAAUGCUGCCAUAACUGGAGCUAUUGGGUCCUCUGGUUAUGCAUCCACUCCAGUGUCUAAGAAGAGAAAAGUUCAGGACCUGUUCUUUGGGUCAACUGCCAAGGAUCCAUCUGUUCACCGGCUUGGAAACUUUCCACAGCCUCAUCAUAUCAGAGCUUCUGCACCCGCCUCCUCCCUGUCUUCUGUACCAGCUUCUCGUGCUGGUACAACUGCUGCAGUAGGCCCUUCGAAAUUCACAUAUAGGUCUCUGUUAGCAGACAUCAUUCAGAAGCAGGACUUGAAGGAGCUUUGCUCUGUUUUGGUAGUCCUAUCUGGAGAAGUUGCCAAGACACUUUCAGAUCAGAGAAUUUUGACCGAUAAACGGGCAGAAGAUCAUGCAGAAACUUCCAUUGCUUCAUCCACUCAAGACAGGCUGCAAAACCAGAAGGAUUCUGAUGCUGAGAAAACCACGGCUGAUGAUUGUUCAAGUGCUAACCAGGCUGAUAAAGCUGGCCCUGAAGAAUCCAGCUCGGAUGGUGCUGAUAUGCCAAAGGGAAGACCUAUGUCUCCAGGAACUUUGGCAUUAAUGUGUGACGAACAAGAUACAAUGUUCAUGGCCUCUGCUUCUCCUAAUAGGAUCAUGGGCCAUGGUUGCAGCACAUCUUCACAAUUGCCUUAUGAACAGGGCAUGACCGAGAUCUAUGCAGAGCAGGAAAGAAUUGUUUUGACGAAAUUCCGAGAUUGUCUCAAUAGGCUUAUCACUUUCGGAGAAAUAAAGGAAACUCAAUGUUCGUCAUUAGCACGAACGGAGAUAGGUAGUCAAAGAGUUCACCCCAGCAAUGGAACCGAAACAGUCAGAACUGAGACCAGGAAUCAACAAGGAUCCACUACCAAUGGAGUUGCAAAAAAUGCAAGUCCACCGACAGUCAAGACAUCUCCGAUGACUGCUUCAGUGAUCACCGCCAGUAACAAUGAUCUCCCUAGAGGUCCAUCUCAUCCUGAAAAUGGGGAUGCUAAAUCAAAAUCCGAGAAAACAGAUGUAAAGACCAUAAAUGCUGCUGACAAUCGACCCAAGGUAUGAUACCAUAAUUCUCUGCACUAUUUCGAACCAACCAUUCAACUUCCACUUUUCAACUUUGAUGCAAUAUCAAGGUGGUUUGUGGUAGACAUCAUUCUUGAAACUGACCAGUGCACUAAUUUAAUUUCUCUCAUAUCGGAAAAUAUUUAUCCGUUUUUCGUCUCAUACCAUGCCAACUACCCCACCAUAGCUUCCAUUAAUCUAUUCUUAUUUUUUAGCUUAAACAAAGAGGAAUUUUAUAAUUCUUGAUGGAGUUUGUAGCUUACAGUUAAUAUCCAAGAGAAAUGCUUCUGAUUAUUGCUUUAAUUGGUGAGUCACGGUCUUGUAUUGAAUGCUGUUUGCCUCAACGAUUUAUGUUCUUAUUGUUUAUAUGUAAUAUUAUUUCUUCAUUGAAAUGAAAUUUUUUUCACGCUCUUUCUUGCA